AAGACUUUUGUUGACAUGAAAUUAAGGAUGUCGGACGCAGAGACGACAAAAGACUUCGAACUGCUUUUAAAUAAAACGGGUGGAGCAAGUCCUAGUAGACCAGAACUCGAACAAUUCGUCAAGGACCAUUUUGAGCCGGUUGCUAGCGAGUUCGAAAAGUGGAAUCCACCUGACUGGAAGCCUUCGCCGGUUUUUCUGAAGAAGAUAAAGGAUCCGCGACUGUGGGAAUUCGCCAAGAAACUGAAUGGAAUCUGGAAAUUUCUUGGACGACGCAUAACUGAUUUGGUGCGCGAGAAUCAGGAGCUGUACUCCAUCAUUUAUAUGCCUUACGGUGUGAUAAUUCCCGGAGGCCGCUUCCGAGAAAUAUAUUAUUGGGACUCAUACUGGAUUAUCCGUGGACUGCUCAAGUGUGAAAUGUAUUAUACAGCUAGGGGCAUCCUGGCCAACUUCCUGCUGAUGGUUCGUCAGUUUGGACUCGUACCUAAUGGCGGUCGUAUCUAUUAUACCGGGCGCUCGCAGCCACCAUUAUUGCUGCCAAUGGUGAAAAGCUAUAUGGAUGCUACCAACGACAUUGACUUUCUCCGUGAACACCUAGAUACACUUGAGAAGGAAUAUUCAUUUUGGAUUGGGAACCGCACUGUAACUGUCACCAAAGGAGGCAAGAAAUACCGUAUGGCGAGGUACUUUGAUGAUACCCCUGGCCCACGCCCUGAAUCUUAUCGUGAAGAUAUCCACUCGGGACAGACCUUUCAUACUGAACAAGAAAAAAUGUCAUUUUAUUCAGAGAUCAAGGCAGCAGCUGAAUCUGGUCUUGAUUUUACUAGCCGUUGGUUUAUCAAGCAAGGUGCCAACAAAGGUGUGCUGACGGAUACAAAGACACGCUAUAUAAUUCCUGUUGACUUGAAUGCCAUAAUGUAUUGGAAUUCAUUCAUACUUUCACGAUUCAGCAAGGAAAUGGGACUGAUUAAGAAGCAAGUGCUUUGGCAUGAAGAUUUAGGUAUUUGGCUUGAUUAUGAUAUCUUGAAUCAGAAGCGGCGGGAAUAUUUCUGUACCACAAAUUUGACACCACUAUGGGCUGGCUGUUUCUACAAAGAUCGUGCAGAAGAACUUGCUGAGAGGAUUGUAAAUUAUGUUGAUUCAUACAAAAUUGUUAAAUAUCCUGGAGGAAUCCCAACAACCUUAGAGCAAACGGGACAGCAAUGGGAUUUUCCUAAUGCAUGGCCCCCACAUCAAGACCUUGUCAUCUCUGCCCUUGAAGCUACAAAUGACCCAAGAGCAAUGAGAAUGGCUCGGGAAUGGGCUCUCCGCUGGGUUUAUAAUAACUACCGUGCCUGGGUUGACACAAAAGUAAUGCACGAGAAAUAUGAUGUGACUGUAUUUGGAGCUCCUGGUUCAGGUGGAGAAUAUGAAAGCCAAAUGGGAUUCGGAUGGACUAAUGGCCUUGUAAUUGAUCUUAUGGACCGUUAUUCGGAUCAGCUCGUUGGUGAUGAAGAACCUGAUGACAAAAUGGCAACCCGCGUAGAACUGUAUAAACCACAUGCUGCACUGCUUUCCAUACUUUUCACCACAUUAUUACACUCUGAUCUUUCUACACUGGAGCUCGAGCUGGAACUAGCUGGCUGUGUUUAA
Molecule: messenger RNA, 1629 nt
Organism: Schistocerca cancellata (South American locust)
Lineage: Eukaryota; Metazoa; Arthropoda; Insecta; Orthoptera; Acrididae
Product: trehalase-like
Exons: 6
Coding region: 16-1629 (537 amino acids)
Biological process (GO): trehalose catabolic process
Molecular function (GO): alpha,alpha-trehalase activity
Source: RefSeq, a predicted model, not a curated record